AUGCGUAUGGACAUCGCUCGGUAGGUUCUCUCCGGGGGCACAUAUCGGACGUAGAGUGGAUCGCUGUCUGUCUGUGUGUGCAUGUGUAGUGGCGUGAGGGGCGGCUAUCUGGACGGCCUGCUGACGCGGUCGCCCCACACACCGCUGGAGGGAUGUGCAGCCGUCACAACGGGGGAAGAGGUCGAUGGACAUGUGUGUCAGUUUCAUCUGCUGACGGCAUUCGACGACCCCUUCGUAGCGUCAGUCGAAUUCAGAGUCAGACCUGACGACCGUCAGAACGGUGAGUGAGAGCCGCGAGUGCAGACAGACAGGCAGACAGUCUCAGUGUCUGUCCCUUCUCUCAUGUGGCAGUGAUUGUCUUCGUAGCGACGACUGAGCAGCCGGUGGGCAGUCCGAACGAUCCGCUCCCCGCCAGACAUCAGCGCACGGCAGCCCUGGCUCGGCGGUCGUUGGGCCCGGUCGCACCGGUCUUGCUCGACGGACAGGCGCCGUAGAGGACAGACACACAGAUGACACAACACGGUGAGGGCAGCCAGGACGAUGCAAAAGAGGCCGCUGCACGCCCCUCAUGUCUGUCUCUCUGUCGUGUGUGUGUGUGUGGUCUCUCGUCUGCCUGUGUCGCAGCUGGUGGUGGUCGUGGUGAUGUGGUCGCAUCAGUAGCUGGGUGUGUUCAG
Molecule: messenger RNA, 674 nt
Organism: Vitrella brassicaformis
Lineage: Eukaryota; Vitrellaceae
Source: the annotation of a GenBank genome assembly